Messenger RNA from Calidris pugnax (ruff), 1233 nucleotides. RefSeq names its product kelch like ECH associated protein 1 (gene KEAP1). The transcript is spliced from 2 exons. The annotation marks the transcript as partial. The record is from RefSeq and is a predicted model, not a curated record. Lineage: Eukaryota; Metazoa; Chordata; Aves; Charadriiformes; Scolopacidae. Gene Ontology annotation, molecular function: protein binding.
UCCCCAAAACCCCUCCAAACCACCCCAAAACCCACCUCCAACCCCCCAAACCCUCCCAAACCCCCCCAAAACCCACUCCCCGGGGGGUCGCUGGGUCCCUGCCAUGCUGGGGCCAUGUCGUCCUCCCCUCCUCCCCCCGAGUGCCAGGCGGAGGUGACCCCCUCCCCGGGUGGGGGUUCGGGUUCCUUCAGCUACAGCCUGGAGGAGGAGCACCCCAAGGCCGCCUUGGCCAUCAUGAACCAACUCCGCUUGGAACGUCAACUCUGCGACGUCACCCUCCGCGUCCGUUACCGUCGGGAUGUCCCCCCCAGGGACUUCCCGGCCCAUAAAGUGGUUUUGGCGGCCACCAGCCCCGUCUUCAAGGCCAUGUUCACCGCCGGCUUGAAGGAAGGAGGGAUGGAGGUGGUCCCCAUCGAAGGGGUGCACCCCAAAGUGAUGGAGCGCCUCUUGGAGUUCGCCUACACGGCUUCCAUCGCCGUCGGGGAGAGGUGCGUCCUCCCCGUCAUGAACGGGGCCGUCAUGUACCAGAUGGACAGCGUGGUCCGCGCCUGCUCCCACUUCUUGGUCCAGCAGCUCCAUCCUUCCAACGCCAUCGGCAUCGCCCACUUCGCCGAGGAGAUCGGCUGCUUGGAGCUCCAGCAGAAAGCCCGGGAGUACAUCUACAUGCACUUCGCCGAGGUGUCGAAGCAGGAGGAGUUCUUCAGCCUGUCGCCGUGCCAGCUGGUGGCCCUGGUGGGCCGGGACGAGCUGAACGUGCGCUGCGAGUCGGAGGUUUUCCACGCCUGCAUCAACUGGGUGAAGCGAGAUUCGGGGGCCCGUCGCCCCUUCGUCCCCGCUCUCCUCCGCGCCGUCCGCUGCCACGCUCUCACCCCCCAUUUCCUCCAAACCCAGCUCCAAAAAUGCGAAAUCCUCCGCUCAGACACCCCUUCCAAGGACUACCUCGCCCAAAUUUUCCAAGACCUCACCCUCCACAAACCCACGGCCCAACCUUUCCCCUGCCGCACCCCCAAAGUCGCCCAACUCAUCUACGCCGCCGGGGGUUAUUUUCGCCAAUCUUUGAGUUUUUUAGAAGCUUUUAACCCCCAGGACGGGUCGUGGCUGCGUUUGGCCGAUCUCCAGGUCCCCCGCAGCGGGUUGGGGGGUUGUGCCGUGGGGGGGUUGUUUUACGCCGUGGGGGGAAGGAAUAAUUCCCCCGAAGGGAACACGGACUCGGCCGCCCUGGAUUGUUACAAC